CUACACUGGCCAGCCACAUCGUGUUUCUCAUCCCUUUGCACGGUUGACUCUCGCUAAUAUCAAACAAGCAAGCCAGCCUUAAUGAGCCCAGUGAUUGGUUCCGAACCUAUUUUGUCGACAACCGUUGCGGAUGCACUCGAUUUCUCUCACCCAGGACCAACCCCUAUUCAAUUUCCACGGCAAUGCCACCUCCAAAAUCUUCUCUCCCGCGGGCACCCGAACCCCGGUUCUCCCGGUCCUUCGACCCCUGGAACUCGUCCUCAACUGGUCACCAGCGCCCCGAGGUCCGCCCGACCGAGGGCUGGCGGGACAACCGCAACCGCAAGCUCAUGUCCCAGUUCCGCGGCGGCCUGUCGGGCGGCGAACGCCUCAGCGACACCGUCGGCGCCGGAAGCGCCGACUUCGAUCCCAAGCUCGGCAUGGUGGUGCCCAGGGCUCUUCGGGCGCGCUCUGCCGUCAGCGUCCGGGACAUGCUGGCACAGCCCGGGAAAAUGCGCGAGACGCUGCGCAGAAGCACGGGGGACGACGUGAGUACCGUGGGGCGUGAGGACGAAAAAAUGCCCAACGGCGCUGCUGCGAUGAGGUCCGAAGACCGGGGCGACGACGGGAAUGACCGGAAUGGGGAGCAGGAUCGCAGCGAGACCCAGGCUUCUUCCGGUGGGAGAGGCAUCUUUGAUGGCGUCGUGGUCUACGUCAACGGCAGCACGGCGCCGCUCGUGUCGGACCACCGCCUCAAGCGCAUCCUUGUCGAGCAGGGGGCUAAGGUGUCGCUGCACCUCGGCCGGCGGCAGGUCACACAUGUCGUUAUUGGGAGACCCGUGAGUGGGGGGAUGGGCUCGGGGGGUGCUCUGGCUGGUGGCAAGCUGGAAAAGGAGAUUCGGACGAUCAGAGGUUCCGGGGUCCAGUAUGUGGAUGUCGAAUGGGUGCUCGAAAGCCUCAAGGCUGGGAAGAGGUUACCAGAGUCACGGUUUGCAACCUUAAAGGUAGCCAGAGAAGGACAGCGGAGCGUCUAUGGCAUGUACCCUGCACGAACUAGGUCCGAAACACAUGGCCACUCUGUAACAUAGUCAACAUGGUCAUGAAGGCGCUUGCUAUGUUUUGCGUUUGAAAAUGCCGUACGACGCGACGCUUCUGGGAACGGCUCGUCACAGGUUAUGUCGUCAUGAAACAGUCAAGCCAGGCGCGAAAUGAUUCUUCUUCUUUGUCCACUGCCUUCUAUUAUAUAUAUUUGUUUUCUUCUUCCUGCGUUGGUCUGCGGCACUAGGAUACGGCAUGGAUAAUGAGAUCACGAGCUUUAUACCUGGUCACUGGGAAUCAUGAGGGAUUCGGGAUAUUGCUGAUCCGGGUUGUGUGCUCCCAAAAUGAGCCCAUAGUUCUCGGCAUCCGAUAGAACCACAGACGACGAAGAGCAUGCGGAAUCACGAAC
Molecule: messenger RNA, 1426 nt
Organism: Sodiomyces alkalinus F11
Lineage: Eukaryota; Fungi; Ascomycota; Sordariomycetes; Glomerellales; Plectosphaerellaceae
Exons: 2
Coding region: 183-1067 (294 amino acids)
Source: RefSeq, a predicted model, not a curated record